AUGGCCGCUGGAAAGGUAGUUAUCUGUGGGGCGGGGUUCAUAGGAAGUCACAUCGCUAGGUCACUCAUUGCGUCUCAGCGUCCAGUGCAGAUCUCGUCCAGAAAUCCAGCAAAAACCCAUGAAUUACUUGAAUUCACCACUCCAAAAGGGCCACUUCUACCCGCUGUUUCGGUUGAUGUAACCAAACCGACAACAUUGAUACAUGCAUUCAAGGACGCCGGCACCAUUAUAUCGCUCGUUGGCGUCAUGCAUGGUACCCCCAAAGACUUUGAAGACGUUCAAUGGAAAGGGGCAGAAAAUGUGGCUUUGGCCGCCCGGGCGGUCGGAGCGAAGGUGAUUCACUUCAGCGCAAUUGGGGCGAACACGAAGAGUGAGAUCAUGUAUUUCAAGACGAAGGCUAUGGGUGAGAACUCGGUGCUGGACAUUUGCCCGGAUGCGACAAUUAUUCGUCCGAGUCUUGUUUUUGGUCCAGAAGACGAUUUCUUUAACCGAUUCGCGCGCUUAUCUCGUGUCUUGCCUUUCUUGCCCGUUUUUGGAGGAGGAAAAUCUCGUUUUCAGCCCGUUUACGUCGGCGACUUGUCAAAAGCUGUUGAAAUUCUUUGCAGGGGAACCCCAGAAAUCAAAAAAGAGACUUCAGGCAAGAUAAUUGAGGCUGGAGGACCUGAAGUUUUCACUUACCAUCAACUCAUGGAGCUCGUUUUGAAAUACAGCGGCCGUCAUCGUCCAAUAAUAUCUUUCCCAUUCCCAUUUGGUCUCUUGCAAGGCGCGAUAUUGGAAAAUUUACCCCCAAAUUUGUUUACAGUCACCCGUGCUCAGGUCAAGCAACUGAUGGUUGACAACGUAGUCAAUAUUCGCCCAAGAGCAAACGAAAUCUCGUUCCAGAAUUUGCUUGAGAAGUAUUCGAACGAACCUCUUACCUCCGUUCAUAAAAUACUCCCCACGUACCUUUGA
Molecule: messenger RNA, 951 nt
Organism: Laccaria bicolor S238N-H82
Lineage: Eukaryota; Fungi; Basidiomycota; Agaricomycetes; Agaricales; Hydnangiaceae
Exons: 5
Coding region: 1-951 (316 amino acids)
Cellular component (GO): mitochondrion
Molecular function (GO): protein-containing complex binding
Source: RefSeq, a predicted model, not a curated record